This is a messenger RNA of Dermacentor andersoni, 7823 nucleotides long. RefSeq names its product cell adhesion molecule Dscam2-like. Gene Ontology annotation, molecular function: protein binding. Gene Ontology annotation, biological process: cell-cell adhesion. The record is from RefSeq and is a predicted model, not a curated record. Lineage: Eukaryota; Metazoa; Arthropoda; Arachnida; Ixodida; Ixodidae.
GCGAUGGGCACAGCCGGGGAGUUACUGUCGCGACGGCGCCACGCUGGCCGCGAGGUCCUUCAGGCCCGCGGAGUUUCCCACGCCGGUGACAGCAGUGUCGUCACCUGUGCUGCCUCGGAACUGCGUCCCACGGAACUAAGAUCCGGCAGCGUUUUUUCGUGGAUAAGUGCAUUCCAUUUCGAUUAAACGUGCGCGGACUGCCGCCAGUAGGUUCGCGUCAAGGAAGCACGUGCCACCACUGAUUUCGGAUCGUCGUGAUUGUCGUCCCUCCAUGGUCACUCUCGCCUCUUGCGACGGUCACCGGUUGGUGGAGUGUACUGCGAGUGUAUGGGACGCCAUGAGUUAGGCACGAUAUCGUCCCGUGGUGAAACGUGGUUUCGAUCGACUGGAUUCGUUGUGUAACAGCGACAUUUUUGCAGGUACUUGGAGCUUCUCGCAGGUGCGUGGAACGCCGCUAGCACCAAAGUAUUGCAUGUGCACAGAGUGGCCCAGUUGCCAGUGACUACUGGACCCAUCUGCAAGCCUCUGUCUCUCUAGAUCAGCCUUUGCGGUCUUCGAGCGUCGCCGCGUCUGUGUGUCGCGACUGGUCAAUGAUGGAAACUUUACAACCGCGCCACCAUCCGGCCUGGACGUCCUGCCCUAUUAGCUGUUUAAACUUCAUCGGAGUAUGGACGGUGUUGGUUUCCCUGCUCAGCAGGAGCGUGAACGGACAACACGGAUCACUUUCCCCGUCUCUGGGCUUCGAGGAGGAACCACCCGAGCGGUACCACUUUCUCAACACCCUGGGCGGAUCCUUGCGCUGCCGGGGUCACGGCUCGCCCUCACCCUCGCUCUGGUGGAUCCACGCGGACGACCUGAACGGCUCGCUAUCCUCGUCGUCGUGGACAGGCAGCGUCGGCGUCAUGCUGUCCACUCCCGCCGCGUUGUCCGAAGUGCCCGGCUUGCGCCACACGAGCGCCGACGGAUCGACGCUCCUGUUCCCGGCGUUCGGGGCCUCCGAGUACCGCGCCCACGUCCACUCCACGUCGUACCGCUGCGUCCUCAGCAACGCACUCGGAAAGAUGGCCAGCCGCGCCGUAAGGGUGCGAGCAGUUAUCCAGCAAGAGUACGAAGUGAACGUGCACGAUGGCUUUGCUACAAGGGGGAGCACUGCCGUGCUGACCUGCCAGAUACAGCCGGCAGCGGCCAAGGACUACACGAGUGUGCUUUCAUGGCUCAGAGACGACAAGUACCUCAUCACGGCCGAAAGCCAGACACAAGGGAAGUACGCACUGUACCCAAGCGGUGAACUUUACAUCCACGAUGUGGAUGAACGCGAUGCCGAGCGUUCCUACCGGUGCCAAGUGCUGGAUCACACCACGAACGCAACGAAAGCCAACACGAGGCCUGCCAGGAUCAUAUUGCAAGGGCCCCGGAAGUCUGAGUCUCCCCGCGUCAUAUCGUGGACGAAGGAGGUCACAGUUGAAGAAGGACAAGCCGCAACACUCAGUUGUGCGGCACGUGGUGUUCCACUGCCGGCUUACCACUGGUUUAGGCAGUCCGGUGCGGACAUGCGGCCUUUGCUGGCCACUUCGACACGCGGUUCCCAGUCGUCCACGUCAGCUGCGGGACAUCAGCAGGGACCUGCAUCCUCGUCCCGAGGCACGCUGGCACUCGGACCUGCGCACGCUCAAGACGCGGGUCGCUACGUGUGCCUCGUAAACAACACCUACGGCGAGGACAGGGUUUACGUCACGGUUAACGUCAGGGGUGCACCUCUCGUAAGCGUGCAGCCCCGAUUUCAGCGAGUGCCCCUGGGCGCGUCUGUGACGCUGACGUGCAACGCCACGGGAGGCGGGGCUGGCGUGCUCGCCCGGGAGCUUCGCUGGUACCGCAACCUCAUUCCCGUCCAGCCUUCGGCUGCUGACAGGGUUCGCUUGUUGGGCUCUUCGGUGCUGCAGCUGGGAUCCGUCAAGGACGGCCAGGAAGGCAUCUACCAGUGCCUGCUCGACAGCACGAGGGAGUCGGCGCAGUCAUCCGCAUUCGUCCUGCUCAUGGUUACCAAGCCCGAGCUGACAGUGACCUUCACCGAGCAGAACACGUACCCGGGCAGCUUCGUGUCACUCAAGUGCGCCGCGCGUGGACACCCGAUGCCUCGCGUGACGUGGACUUUGGACGGCGGGCCCGUGCCGUCCUCGCGGCGCGUGCUGCGAGGAGAUUUCGUCACCGAGGACCACGUGGUGCACAGCUUCGUCAACCUGACGUCGGCCAACGUGACGCACGGCGGGGAGUACGCCUGCCAGGCCGAGAACGAGGCCGGCCGCAUCGCCCACGCGGCCUGGCUGAACGUGCUCGGGCCGCCGACACCGCUCCCGCCGCGCAACCUCACCGUGCUGUCGGGCGAGACGCUGAGCCUUGCGUGCCCCGUGAAGGGACACCCGUUCGCCUCCUUCACUUGGUACAAGGGCGCCCACGCGAAUCGAACCCUGGUCGACGGCCAGCGGUACCGGAUGAACACCCAUGGGCGUUUAACGAUCCACGACGUGGACCGAAAGACUGACGACGGCGUCGUGGUUUGCUCGGCCACUAGCCCCGAUGGCCGGACAGCAGAGGCCCAAGUGAACCUCCACGUUGCUGUGCCCCCUACCAUCGCCCCGUUCUCGUUCCCUGCCUCGGUGCGUGAGGGGGAGCGUGCGAGUGCCCACUGCUUCGUGUCUUCGGGCGACCGACCGGUGUCACUAUGGUGGCUCAAGGACGGACACCCCCUGCAGCCAGGCCUGCUGGACGUCAAGCCACAGCUUAUGAACGAGUUUCUCUCGGUUCUCUACUUCGAGAGCAUCGCCGAAGAACACAACGGCUCCUACACCUGCGUCGCUAGCAACCCUUACGCUCGCACAAACGCCUCCGCUCAGCUAGUCGUGCAGGUGGCCCCAAAGUGGGUUUAUACACCAUCCAGCACUAACGCCCUCAAGGGAAGCACCAUGCGAUUCGACUGCCAGGCUGACGGCUUCCCGACGCCAGUGAUCCGGUGGAAGAUGUCAACAGGAGGCGUCUCCAGUGGUUUUGUGACCAUACGGAGCAACGCCAAGCUGCAAGUGCUGGAAAACGGCUCCCUUGUCCUGCAACACGUGGACGCUUCUGACGCAGGCGUCUACCUCUGCCAAGCCACCAAUGGCGUUGGGCCAGAGCUCACGCACGAGGCCAAGCUAACAGUUUCCGUCCCCGCCACCUUUAUCACCAGCUCAAUGUCGGUGACAUCCCGUAAGGGAGACAAAGUGCACCUGCAGUGCGACUCCAUUGGUGACCCUCCACUCGCCAUCACGUGGUACCGUGACAACGUGCUCCUUGACAUGGACAGACACCCGAGGUACACAGUCAACGAUCACGAGCGGGAGGAUGGCAUGGCGUCUCAGCUACUGCUCCGCGACGUCAGGACAAACGACACUGGAACUUACGCCUGUAAAGUUGCCAACAGUCAUGGCAAGGACGAAAUGUUCAUCAAGCUCACCGUACAAGAGGCGCCCUCUCCACCGACCAACGUCCACGUAAGCCAUCUAGCCAGUCGGUCUGCUUCCAUACGUUGGAGCGUACCUUUUGACGGAAAUUCGCCCAUCACGCAGUAUGACCUCAAGAUACAUUCUUCAAGAGACGGCACUUCACGUGUGAUACCUAUUCCUGGAACCCAGCUGGAAAUGACACUGGACACCCUGAGCCCAAACUCCGCGUACAGAGUCGAAGUGGUCGCUGUCAACGGUAUUGGUACGGGCACUCCCAGCGAGCCUCUCUUCUUUACCACCGACACCGAAGCACCAUCCACGAAGCCGAUUGAUCUGAAAGUCAUUCCACUCAACGCUUCUAGCCUUCGCGUAACUUGGAAGAUGCAGCAAGGUGACAGCAAAAUCACUGGCUACUAUGUUGGAUACAAGGCAGAAGCCGAUGGACGAGCGGAAUCAUUUGUCUACAAGACGGUUGAGUCUCGUCCAGGGAAGAGCCAAGAGUGCGACAUAAAAGAUCUGCGUCCUGGUACUAAGUACACGGUAGUCGUUCAGGCCUACAAUGGGAAGGGACCGGGACCUACGUCGGAGGAGACUGUCGGAGAGACUCAAACAUCUGAUAUGGCUUCGCUUUUUCGUGUGACCGUCAACUACACGUCGUCAACGGAAAUACGUAUAAUUUGGCACGACAUCAUCGGGUCACGGCACGGUUACAAGCUCUUCCUUCGACCAAACGCCAGUGACUGGGAAGCAUACAAGGUACCAGGAACCACGAAUGGGUACACAUUCAACAACCUGCGCUGCGGGACGCGCUACGAAAUCUACGUCGAAGCAGUCGGCGACAGCAGGCCUAGAAUGACGUCCAUUAUCACUGCCAGUACUAAAGGCUCCGUGCCAGUGGCGCCGGCGCACCAGCAGCCGCUGCUGGUGGACAGCGAGAACGUGCCGCUCGACCUUGAGGCUUUCGGAGACGGUGGUUGCCCCAUCGGUCACUACGUGGUCAAGUACCGGGCGCUGGACGACGCCGAGUGGACGGUCGUGUCCAAGGAGGGCAGCAAGGGACACGUGGUGGCACUGAACAACCUGGAGAGAGGACGUCGCUACAAGCUGCUCCUCGGGGCAGCCAACUCGGCUGGAUACACGGAGCGGCUGUACGAUAUGCACGUGGCGCCCUCUGCGAGCAAAGGCGUAUCGGAGACUUCUACGAGUGCGGCAUCUCAGCAAGAGAUGCACCGCAAGCUGGCUGUGGUGACUUCAAUUGUGUGCUCCGUGGUGGUGCUCAUUGUCAUCAUUGUGGCCGCUUGCGUGGAGCUGGGGCGCAGGAGAAGAAGAGAGCGUGCUGAAGCUGCCGCCUCAGAAAUAUACGCCGAACCACGUCUGAAACCCGCUUCCAAGUGCGAGGAGGUUGCGCUGGCCACUUGGGACAAACAGAAGGAGCCGCUGCCGACACCAGCUCGCAACGGCGAACUCCCGCAUCAGCAGCAGCAGCAACAACAGUUGCAGCAACAGCAGCUGUACGCACCCUGCCCGUACGGCACCUCAUCGGCCCGAAUGCGGCCGCACGUCGCCGAGGGCACUCUAGGAAGGCGCCAGCACACUAGGGCUGAGAUCGUCGAGGAAUUCUACGAUAUGCCUCUGCCGCCGUACGCCGUCCACCGACACUUCAUCCGGCUGGAGUCUUUACCGGUUCAUUGUCUCGACAAAGAGUCUCGCCUGUAACUAAAAACAACACACUGCUCAAAAAGGGAUUUCGGUGCUAAUAGUAAUUAAUUUGGCACGGUAGUACUGAGUCACGUGCAUCUGCGUGAAACGUGUGGGACCGAGGACCAUUCUGUGAAUCCAUCACUUCGAGGAUAUUGAAACCGAGGAUUUUCUUCGAGGCGCUCGAAGCCGCCCACCGGCGUAGAGCCGGGAAAACCAAAAAUACGUGCUUUUGUGUAUGUGAAAAGUGUGUCUGUGUGUGCCAGAACAACUACGGCGUCUUUGACUUGCGUGCUGAAGCAAAACUGAAGGAGAUACGAAGAGGAAGAAGUGCGUCGGUCGUUUCGCGCCUGAGACGCGCGACAGUGAUCAAGCGAGACUCAAGACGUGGACAACGUUCCGCAGUGAACGCAGCUUGGCUGCCGCCGUGUGUGCUCAUAGUAUAGUCUGCAUUUUCAACGUGCGGGUCGGCCGUAUAGGUUCAAACAAGAACGCUCCCCAACCCUUCAUUGCGCGUAGACUCGAUUGUGAUAUGACGAACGCUAUCUGUGGUGCAGCGUAGUGUAGGUUGCCGGUUGGAAGCGGCCUUAAUUACUUUGGUCGCCCGACACCUGACUUUGACAGUCACGAAGCGUGACUGGAACAUUUCUUGGACUCAACAUUUCGACUGUGGUUCACGCGUAAAAGAUGCUGUUCGUAGAUGUCCACUAUAAUCGAUCGCUUUAAAGUAUGUUGUUCCAGGCGCGUUGUUGCAGGCGGCACAUAAAGAAACUAUAACAGAGACUGAAUUUAUUAACCGUCAACGUCAUUAACCUCCUUGUUUAGUGUUGAUUGUUUGUUAUAAAGCACUCUGAAGAGAAAAAGCUCUAAAAGUCCACGUGUUCAUGCGCUACUUGCUUGAAGCAAGCGCUCUCUCGUCGAACUAAAACAAAACCACCGAGAUAUUGUCUCUUGUUUUAAAUGUCACAGGCCCGUACUGUAUUGUUAAUUUGCGUCAUCAAAUCGUUGCUGGCAACGAGCUUACUUUUGUUCAGCGCAUCUUGAUCACGGUGCUUUGCCUACUUAUAGCAGCCAUAUAAAAUUAGUGCUCGCCGCAGUGAAACAAUAACUAUAGUGAUCAUGCCGUCUUGUUCGCUUGGUCAGAUUGAUUUGAGUUGUGUUAACCACGUCUGGCCAAUUCCGCUUAUCUGAAGAGGCAUACUUGUGAUUACGACGUGGCCCAUUCGUGGAUACGCUACCUGUGCUGACGCCCUUGUUACGUGCUGUCCUGAGAAGCCGUCGCUUGAUCGAUGGAUCUGUUAUGACGCAAGGACAGUCGCAGUAUUCUACACAGUGUAAAACGGAAGCAUGCGUUAUCACAAAGGCACUCAAACGCCCGUUGUAGUGCUUUCAUUACGUAAGAAUCCAGAAAAACAAAGGGCUGCGCGUUAGGUAGUGCAUUCGCAUAAAAUCUGAAAACAUUUUAGCUCAAAGGUGAAAAAGUACGACGUUAACGCUGCACACAAUUACAGGCGUGUAAUGGAAGCAUGCCUCUCGCGUUUCUUUUCAAUUCUAGUUACAGGCAGCAAACCUGCGUGACGCAUUUUGGCAUGUGUUAAACUCUGUGUGACGUCUUGUACAGCAAGUUAGCUGUAGCUGUUUGCAAUAACUUAGGAAUUUUUUUCUUGACAUUGCCCCAUCUCGCCAUUUGAUAUUAUUAUUUUUUAAAUACGAGGGUUAAUGCCUCAGGUCAUGCAGGUGUAUGGGACGUGGGCAAAUAAGGAUGUUUAAAUGAAUACAAAGAUUUACGGAUCUAAUGAAGUCUAAGAGGGAUCGAUAAUGUGGUCCCUGCGUCCAUGCAGAGUAAUGGCUAGAUUGCGCGGCGAAAGUCCCGCUGCUGCGAGGUGCCGGAGCCACGUUGGUUUCAACGCAGGGCAAACCCACAGCAAGUGCGUUUGCCCUGCGUUGAAACCGACGAGGCUCCGGCACCUCGCUGCAGCGGGACUUUUGUCCGCAUUACAUAUUAUGAGUCUGAACGUAAACAGCUAGUAAUGCCGUACUGCGUACCAAAGGCCUCCAGCCAUUAAACGACCCCAAGUGCAUGCUAACAGGCUAAUUCUACGAGCAUGCCAUCAUGGCGACAAUGAUGAUCAUUUGCGAAGAGCUUUUAUUGCCGCGUUUCGCCCCCAAAGCAGCCAAACUCCGUCACCUAGUGAAAAACCCAAAUCCGUUACCUUCUGCACGUCGUCAUGACAAGAAUAGCAUGAAACGCAAAUAGUUCUAUCGAUUCAACCAUUUCAAACUGCGACGAUAUAAGGAUUGCCUUAAAAAAGAGCUUCAUCUAGUUGAGCCAUGUAAACUCCGAAAAAAAAAUACGUUAAAGCUACAAGUAUCAAAAGACAGUUUGAGAACAUCGUUACGCGGUCAAACAAAGGUCUUACGCAUGUAAAAAAUAGUAUUCUUUCUCGGCAUGCUCUGUGCGUUAUCACGUUGUUGUGGCUAAUGUACGCUGUGUUAGACAACGCUAUUUCGCGAGAAUAACAUGGUGAAGUACGUUUGGCAAAUACCGCUGUCAAACGUGGCGGCGCCGUCGAUCACACUUCUGUGUGGAUGUCGGGAUGACUGCGCUAUCGCUAUUGUUCAUCGCCAAUAAAUGGUGAUUUAAGGUUA